Molecule: messenger RNA, 3932 nt
Organism: Myotis brandtii (Brandt's bat)
Lineage: Eukaryota; Metazoa; Chordata; Mammalia; Chiroptera; Vespertilionidae
Gene: TBC1D4
Product: TBC1 domain family, member 4
Exons: 22
Coding region: 184-3540 (1118 amino acids)
Source: RefSeq, a predicted model, not a curated record
CAGUGCAAUCACUGCUGACUUACUUAAAAAGAAGGGGAACUUCUAGGUGCGACAGAGGCUAAUACUGAGGAUUAUUACAUCAGUUUGGUUUAUUCAUUGCUUUUGGAGAACCACUGGCCACCGGCUUCCUGAGCACAGGUUCCCGAUGUUAUCAGCAGCAUAAGGCAGUUGUCUAAAGCUGCCAUGAAAGAGGAUGCCAAGCCCAGCAAAGACAACGAGGAUGCCUUCUACAACUCCCAGAAGUUCGAAGUCCUGUACUGCGGGAAGGUGACCGUGACCCACAAGAAGGCCCCGUCCAGCCUCAUCGACGACUGCAUCGAGAAGUUCAGCCUGCACGAGCAGCAGCGCCUCCGGGGCCAGGGCGAGCACGGCCCUGACGCCGCCAACCACCGGGCCGUCUUCGAGGUGGAGGGGCCCAGCUCCCCCGCAGACAUUCUGUUGGAGGAAGACGAUGACAUCCCCGACACCCACCCUGCCUUGCCAGCCGUGGCCACCCAGCCUGCGCUGGCCAGCUCUCGAGGUUGCUUCCCAGAGAGGAUUUUGGAGGAUUCUGUCUUUGAUGACCCGCAGGAGUUCCGCUCCCGGUGCAGCAGCGUCACCGGCCUGCAAAGGAAAGUCCCAGAGAACAGCCACAAACCACAGCCACGAAGGCGACACGCCAGCGCGCCCAGCCACGUGCAGCCCUCGGACUCGGAGAAGAACAGAACCAUGCUGUUUCAGGUUGGGCGGUUUGAGAUCAACCUUAUCAGUCCAGACACCAAAUCAGUUGUGCUCGAAAAGAAUUUUAAAGACAUCUCUUCUUGUUCGCAGGGUAUAAAGCACGUGGACCACUUUGGCUUUAUCUGUCGGGAGUCCCCAGAGCCUGGGCUGAGCCAGUACAUCUGUUACGUGUUCCAGUGUGCCAGUGAAUCUCUGGUGGAUGAGGUAAUGCUGACUCUGAAACAGGCUUUCAGCACGGCGGCCGCCCUCCAGAGUGCCAAGACCCAGAUCAAGCUGUGCGAGGCCUGCCCCAUGCACUCUUUGCAUAAGCUCUGUGAAAGGAUUGAAGGUCUCUACCCCCCAAGAGCCAAGCUGGUGAUUCAGAGGCAUCUCUCAUCCCUGACAGAUAAUGAGCAAGCGGACAUCUUUGAACGAGUCCAGAAAAUGAAGCCAGUCAGCGACCAGGAGGAAAAUGAACUUGUGAUUUUGCACCUGAGGCAGCUGUGUGAAGCCAAGCAGAAGACACACAUUCAUAUCGGGGAAGGCCCGUCGACUUUUUCAAAUAGUACAAUCCCGGAAAAUGCGACAAGCAGUGGAAGGUUCAAACUUGACGUUCUGAAAAAUAAAGCUAAGAGAUCUUUAACUAGCUCCCUGGAGAAUAUCUUUUCAAGGGGAGCUAACAGAAUGAGAGGGCGGCUUGGAAGUAUGGACAGCUUUGAACGGGCAAACAGUCUUGCUUCAGAGAAGGACUACUCACCGGGAGACUCUCCGCCAGGGACGCCCCCAGCCUCCCCACAGGCCUCAGGUUGGCAGACGUUCCCUGAAGAGGAUUCUGACUCCCCACAGUUUCGAAGACGGGCACACACGUUCAGCCACCCGCCAUCAAUCACCAAGAGAAAGCUGAAUUUGCAGGAUGGGAGGGCUCAUGGGAUGCGCUCCCCUCUCCUGAGGCAGAGCUCCAGCGAACAGUGCAGCAUUCUUCCAUCCGCUCGGCGCAUGCACAAGGAGAGUAACUCUUCCUCCAGCCUUCCAAGUCUGCACACUUCCUUCUCUGCCCCUUCCUUCACUGCCCCCUCUUUCCUGAAAGGCUUUUACCAGAAUUCAGGUAGACUGUCCCCACAGUAUGAAAAUGAAAUCAGACAGGACACUGCUUCAGAAUCAAGUGAUGGAGAGGGGAGAAAAAGGACCUCGUCUACUUGCAGCAAUGAUUCCCUGAAUGUUGGAGGAACCCCUGUCACUCCUCGCCGAAUCUCCUGGCGGCAGCGCAUCUUCCUCAGGGUUGCUUCUCCCAUGAACAAGUCUCCCUCAGCAAUGCAGCAGCAGGAUGGACUGGACAGGAAUGAGCUGCUGCCGCUGUCCCCUCUCGCUCCCACCAUGGAGGAGGAACCGGUGGUUAUAUUCAUGUCUGGGGGCGAUGACCCAGAAAAAGCUGAAGAAAGAAAAAAAUCAGAAGAAUUGAGGAGUUUGUGGAGAAAAGCUAUACACCAACAAAUUUUGUUGCUUCGAAUGGAAAAAGAAAACCAGAAACUGGAAGAAGCAAGCAGAGAUGAACUCCAUUCCAGAAAAAUUAAAUUGGACUAUGAAGAAGUUGGUGUAUGUCAGAAGGAGAUCUUAAUAACCUGGGAUAAGAAGUUAUUGAACUGCAGAGGAAAAACAAAAUGUGAUAUGGAAGACAUUCAUACUUCUCUUAAAGAAGGUGUUCCCAAAAGCCGACGAGGAGAAAUCUGGCAGUUCCUAGCUAUACAGUAUCGUCUACGGCACCGAUUGCCCAAUAAGCAGCAACCUCCAGACAUAUCCUAUAAGGAACUUCUGAAGCAGCUCACCACCCAGCAGCAUGCUAUUCUCGUGGAUUUAGGAAGGACAUUUCCUACUCACCCUUACUUUUCAGCACAGCUUGGGGCAGGGCAACUGUCACUCUUCAACCUCUUGAAAGCCUACUCCUUGCUGGACAAAGAAGUGGGUUACUGUCAGGGGAUCAGCUUUGUGGCUGGAGUCCUGCUUUUGCACAUGAGUGAAGAGCAAGCCUUUGAAAUGCUGAAGUUCCUCAUGUAUGACCUGGGCUUCCGCAAACAGUACAGACCCGACAUGAUGUCGCUGCAGAUUCAAAUGUACCAGCUGUCCAGACUCCUUCAUGACUAUCACAGAGAGCUCUACAAUCACCUGGAAGAAAAUGAAAUCAGCCCCAGUCUUUAUGCUGCCCCCUGGUUCCUCACAUUGUUUGCCUCUCAAUUUCCAUUAGGAUUUGUAGCCAGAGUUUUUGAUAUUAUUUUUCUUCAGGGAACUGAGGUUAUAUUUAAGGUUGCACUCAGCCUGCUGAACAGCCAAGAAACACUUAUAAUGGAAUGUGAAAGCUUCGAAAAUAUUGUUGAGUUUCUUAAAAGCACGUUACCUGAUAUGAAUACAUCUGAAAUGGAAAAAAUUAUCACCCAGGUUUUUGAGAUGGACAUUUCUAAACAGUUGCAUGCCUAUGAGGUGGAGUACCACGUGCUGCAGGAUGAGUUGCAGGAAUCGUCCUAUGCCUGUGAGGACAGUGAGCCUGUGGAGAAGCUGGAGAGGGCCAACAACCAACUGAAAAGGCAAAACAUGGACCUCCUAGAAAAACUGCAGAUAGCUCAUGCUAAAAUCCAGACCUUGGAAUCCAACCUGGAAAAUCUUUUGACCAGAGAGACCAAAAUGAAGUCUUUAGUCCGGACGCUGGAGCAAGAGAAGAUGGCUUAUCAGAAGACAGUGGAGCAGAUCCGGAAGCUGCUGCCUGCCGAUGCCCUGGCCGACUGCGAGGCGCUGCUCAGAGACCUGACCUGCAACCCCAACCACAAAGCCAAGGCUGGGGGCAAGGCGUAGCCGGGGCUCGGAGGAUGCUGCGGACAGUCUGUGAGCUGCGGGCUGCGCUGGGCAAGACACUGAGGGUGGACCGCGUCCUGGCUGAGCCCCAGCCCCAGCCCCAGCCCCCGCCAGUGGGCCUCACUCUCACCAGAGUUUGCCAACCCUAAGCCAUUGGGCAUAGGUGGACUAAUUUCUGUUGUUGUAGACUAUGUACAUAUAGAAAAUGGACAUCAAGAAUUCACACUUCGGGACAAAAGGAGUCCAUGUAUAUUUAGAGCAAUUUUUAAAAUCAAAACUUCAUGAAAUCCACACCAAAGGGAAGUUACGGUCAAGUUCCCCUUAGACACAUGCGAAAUCAUCUCAUCUUUGUAGUGAAACAAAGCUAGUGAAUCUUUGUCUAUUGAGAUAUA